AUGGCAUCUACUUGCUUAACGCCCUUUGCAGCUACAAUUUUCUUUGGUUUUAAUACAGUGGUGACUCCUGUUUCGUCCAAGUUCCAUAUUCUAGAUGGUAGUAAGUUAUGUUUCAAUAUGACAUCUCCGAGCUUGUUAAAAAAUGUAUUUACAUUGUGCCGGUUAAAAGAUGAUGCGCGUGGCGCACUUGUGGCUUCCGGAGAUCUUAUGGAUAAAGACAGAUUUCUUUUCAGAAAACCCGUGAACCAAUCAGCUCUAGCUUCCUUAUUUCUUCUAAGAGACUGGAAUGUUAGGCCCCGUAUUCAUGGGAAACAUUUGUUGAGCAACAAAGUUGAAUCAACGUGUUGCGGAGUUGCUGUCAACAUGUUGCUGGCAACACUGCGUGUUGCAGAGUUGACAGCAUCAUGUUGA
Messenger RNA from Pieris macdunnoughi, 411 nucleotides. The record is from the annotation of a GenBank genome assembly. NCBI's taxonomy places the organism in Eukaryota, Metazoa, Arthropoda, Insecta, Lepidoptera, Pieridae.